CUGUGGUAUAAUAGAAAGCGACAACGACAAGCGUGAAGCGUGUGGUAUUUUGUCUUGUAAAAAUAUUUUACGAUAGUUUUUGCGUGUUAUUGUUGAAAAUGUAGUGUUAAAAUUAAUUAUAAAUGUGCUUAAAACUCUUAUUUAACUUCUAAGUAUUCAUAAUACAUAGUUUUAAUGUGCAAAUCAUCGAAGAUGGUUUCGGGCAGCACGAGGGUGAUUCAAGUCACCAACAUAGCUCCCCAGGCUACCAAAGAUCAAAUGCAAACGCUUUUUGGAUAUUUGGGGAAGAUAGACGACAUCAGGUUGUAUCCAACAAUCAGAGAUGUAUCGUGUCCGGUGCAGUCUCGAAUAUGUUACGUAAAAUAUUACGAUUCGGCAACUGUGAACGUUGCGCAGCAUAUGACCAACACCGUGUUCAUUGAUCGUGCUCUUAUUGUGAUUCCCAUGCAGUCGGGAGAGAUUCCUGACGAGCACAAGGCUUUGGAGAUGUCUAGCAAUGGGACUUUGGUGCCAGGACUGAGUACUGUGGAGCCACGUUUGCCGGCGCAUGUUAUCAACGCUUUAGACGGUGUACCUCCGAAUCAGGUGAUCCAGACUCAUGAUCCGAAGAUGGUAUCGUUGGGUCUGCCGCCAUACCCGCCGCUACCGGCGACUUACGACUCGAGGAAAAUUGAAGAAAUCAGAAGAACAGUUCUAGUUGGAGAUGUGGAGUCAUUGACCUCUCAGCAGUUGAUUGAUCACUUCUGUCAAGCUGGUGAGGUGAAGUACAUGAGGUUUUGUGACCGAGAAGUGGAUAAGCAGAGGUAUGCUUUGAUUGAGAUGACAGAACAGGAGUCUAUUAUCAAAGCGCUGCAGUUGAACGGUAGCGCUGUUGAAGGACAAACUAUCAAGGUAUACCAUGCAACUCAAGCUAUUUGCAAACCACAAACAAAGAGUAACGAAGCAGCUCAACGGGAAAUUGAGGAAGCUAUGUGCAGGGUAAAGGAAGCCCAGAACUUGAUCUCAGCUGCCAUUGACCCUGUCAUAGGUCUCUUGUCUAAGGAUAAACGAAGGACGAGGUCUAGAUCCCGCUCGCGGAGGCGGUCUCGGUCCCGCUCUCGUCGCUCACGCUCACGUCACCGCUCCAAGCGCUCCCGCUCACGUUCCCGCCAUCGCUCGCGCCGCUCCAGGUCACGUCACAAGCACCGGUCUAGAUCACGCUCACGUCACCGCAGUUCCCGGAGGUCACGGUCGCGGUCUCGGCACCGCAGCUCGCGUUCCAAACGCGACCGUUCGCGAGACAAAGAUAAAGAUAAGGACAAGGACAAGGAUCGUAAAGACAAGAAGGACUCUUCUGAAAAGGAGAAGAAGGAUAAAUCUAAGUCACCUCCCAAAGAAGUGGAGAAGGAAGUAAAAGAAGAAGUUAAACCUGAACCAGUCCCCGAAACUAACGGUAAUGGCAAUUCUUCUGAAAUAAAAUCCAAAGCGUCGACACCAGCAGACGAUAAACCAGAAAAAGACAUUGAAAAAGAGAAAGACAGGUCUCCGUCAAAGAAAAGGGAGAGAACACGAUCUCGAGAAAGAAAGCGCGAUCGUUCGAGGUCGCGACGUAGAUCACGGUCACGAUCUCGUAGGAAACGCUCACGAUCCCGCAGGAGGUCGCGUUCUAGAGAUAGAAAAAGAUCUCGUUCCAGAGACAGAAAAAGAUCAAGGUCACGAGAUCGCAAGAGAUCUCGAUCCAGGGAUCGUAAGAGGACUAGAUCUCGGGACAGGAAACGGUCUAGGUCGAGAGACAAGAAGCGAUCUCGUUCCCGAGACCGCAAACGCUCUCGAUCAGGCAGCCGUCGCUCCAAGAGCCGUUCCCAUAGGGACUCCAAAACGCCUCACGAUCGAAAGUCAAGAGACCACACUCCUAAUCUUUCCGUUAUAGAAGAAAAGGACUUAUCUACUAUAGAAAGUAAGACUCCUGAAGUAUGCGACGAAAAGAAUUCUCCGGACAAUAUGGAUAUUUCCAAUUCUCCAUAGUUCCAUUGUACACAAACUUGCUUUCAAGUUACAAAAAAUCUGUUUUUAUUUAUAUUAAUGAACUUUAAAUCCAUUUUUGCUAAUUUCCACGUGUCGAUAGUACAUAUUUGGCGAUAUUUCUAUCAAUUUUGUGUUUUAUUAAUAUUCAGUGAAAACUUAUUUUUGACUCAAGAUGUUAUUAUCAUUAUGUUUUUGUAAGUAAAAACCUGUAAUUUUCUUUGUAAUGUCCUAGACCUUAACUUGUGAACUUUAUUAGUGUGUUCUAGUAAUAGUUAAUUUUAAGAUGCAAUAAAGAAUGAAGGAUCUA
Messenger RNA from Spodoptera frugiperda (fall armyworm), 2311 nucleotides. RefSeq names its product probable splicing factor, arginine/serine-rich 7 (gene Srp54). Gene Ontology annotation, cellular component: nucleoplasm. The transcript has 4 exons. NCBI's taxonomy places the organism in Eukaryota, Metazoa, Arthropoda, Insecta, Lepidoptera, Noctuidae. The coding region runs from base 175 to 2004 and encodes 609 amino acids. The record is from RefSeq and is a predicted model, not a curated record. Gene Ontology annotation, molecular function: RNA binding.